Molecule: messenger RNA, 1573 nt
Organism: Grammomys surdaster
Lineage: Eukaryota; Metazoa; Chordata; Mammalia; Rodentia; Muridae
Gene: Ndufv3
Product: NADH:ubiquinone oxidoreductase subunit V3
Exons: 4
Coding region: 79-1497 (472 amino acids)
Biological process (GO): mitochondrial ATP synthesis coupled electron transport
Cellular component (GO): mitochondrion
Source: RefSeq, a predicted model, not a curated record
GGGGCCGAGCCUCGGGUGGCGCGUGUGCACGCGCAGGUCACGUACCUAGGUGUGACCUCCGCGAUUGGCGUCUGUGCCAUGGCGUUCUCUCUCCUGCUGCGGGGAGGACGAGUCCGGGCGCUGAAGGCUGUGCUCCUGGAGGCAAGGGUGUUCCGAGGAGAACUGGCGUCUACGGUGCCCCUGUCUACUGAGUCAGAGAAGAGUAAAAAGGCGACAGGACCACAUCCCACGACACAAAGUGUGCUCAAAGAUGUGGGGGCAGAGGAGAGGGGCAAGCUCCUAGCCACGCCCACAGCAGCGGCACUGUCCAAAAGCUCACCUCCACCCGGUUCUCACCCAUCAGUGGAGAGCGCAGGUGGGGCUGUCGUGGGCCCACACCCUGGUGGCAGCCAGCUGCUCACAGAUGAAGGGCUUCCGAAGCAUUUGUCAAGAAAGACUUUGGUAGCGUUUCCUCAGAAAGUUAUGCCUCCACCCCAAGCAUGGGGUUCUGACUCAGAGGCUCGACGGCAUGUGAAGAAAGUGACAGGAGAUUCGUCCUCAUCUUCCUCAUCCAGCUCCUCAGAUUCAGACUCUGAUGGAGAGGAACGUGACUCAGACGUUGGUCCCCCAGUGGCAAGCAAAGGCAAGGCAGAGUUUUCUAAACCAGAGGCCUCCCAUCCCUUAAAGAAUGGAGCCCCAAAAAUCAAAGUUUCUGCAAAAGAGAAGGCCAAGGUCCAAAAGCCACACACAGAUGUCACCUACCCAGAGAAGUCCCUGCAGCCUAAGAAGAAAGGGACCUUCACCAAGCCUGUAGAAGACAGCAAAGAAACCAGAUCCAAGCCCCUGACAUCCAGGCCACAGUCCAGUGAGACUUUGGAGCAAAACAUGAAGGAAGAACCCCAGCAGGGGAAACCAAGACCAGACAAGACUGGAAAGGAAAGCACAAAGCCAUCUGAAGCUGAAGGAAUCUUACCCGGCCACAAGAGAACCAGAGUAUCCACACAGCCCACUCGUGGGCCAAUGCCCACAACGCAAACAGGAGAGGCCAGCGCAGAACACCCGCCAGCCACUGCCCCCGGGACAGGAGCUAGACAUCCAGAACUGAAAGUGCCAGAGCCCGAAUGGAAGACCACUUCUCCCCUGGUCAGAAAAGAAAGCCUGGAGAAGCAGGUGCCAGAAGGAUGCGCCCAGGCCGUGGAGACGACCUUGGAAGAUCCAAAACUAGUGAGAUAUCCGGAGACAGUUCCUGUUCAGGAGAAGGAUGCCUCUGAAGAGAGCACCAGACCACUGCUGGAGGAAAAGCUUCAGGUGGCAGCCGGUGAAGCCCCGCCCACUGAUGCUGGCACACCCCAGGAAGCCCCUGCCGACACACAGGAGCCGGAGCCGACCGACACUACCACCUACAAGAACCUGCAGCAUCAUGACUACAGCACAUACACCUUCCUAGACCUGAACAUGGAACUCUCCAAGUUCAGGCUGCCACAGCCGUCUUCGGGACGAGAGUCACCUCGGCACUGAGCUCAGUUUCAGGGCAGACCCCCAUGUCGGUCCCGUGAAUUCUUGCCUGUGAGAAUAAAAGUCAGAGUCACAAAGC